AUGAUCAGAGAAGUAAGCUUCACACCUGAGGAGGCGGAGCCGAGGAAGGCCCCAGAGGCCCCUCCCCCUCCUGACUCCGCCCAGCCGUCGCUCCUGGCCAAUCUGCUGGCACGGCGCGGGUCGUCUGUCAGCGUCCCGUCGUCCAAUGAGAUCAGCCCUCUUCUGCGAGGCUCCGCCCACCUGCCGUACGUGCCCCACUCGCCCUUCUUCCUGUUCUCCUACGAUCUGCAGGAGGAUCAGAAGAGCAGCAGGUCCUUCUCCACAGCAGCCAAACAACCCAAUGACCGGCCUGCUGUGGGCGGCCUGCUGUCGUCCUCGUACCGGCAGCAUCAGGAGUCUCUGGCGGCGGAGAGAGAGAGACGACGCGUGGAGCGAGAGGAGCGGCUGCAGCGCAUCGAGAGAGAGGAGCGCAACCGACACAGUCGGGACUAUGUGUCCAACAUGGAGGAGGCCAGACACGCUCGAGAGGAGAGGUUUCGGACGGCCGAGCGACUGGCGGACGAAGAGUUUGAGCGAGAGCGAAUGUGUUCUGCACCUCGAGGUCUCAGCCUCACUCUGAGCCCGACGGACACCUGUCAAUCAUCCCACAGUGCCACGCCCUCCUCUGUGACAUCACAGGACGAGCAGGACACGCCCAUCACGUCGUACCUGCCCUCUGAACCAGAGUCUGAGGAGAAGGACGCAGAACCCAGAGAGGAACAGGAAGAGGAAGUGGAGGAGAUAAGUGCUGAAGAAGAAGUGGGCGGAGCCAAGGAGCGGGCGGAAGAGGAAGAGGAGGGGUCUGAAAGGGAAGCGCCGGAUGGAGAAGCGGAGGACAGCGGGAUCUUGAGUGAUAAAGAACGACCGAAACGAAAGAAGAAGUGAAGCGAGAAGGACAACUGCUCCGCCUCAGGUAUAUCCUCAGCCAGCAGCACACUAGAAAGAGAAGAUCGGCUCACUGCAGGCGGAGCGGAGACGGGUCAGUGGCCUCAGAGCGUCAGAGACGUGAAUGAACAACGAAACAAGAUCCUCGACAGCAAGCUGUUCAUGCUGGACAUGCUCUACUCACAGAGCAAGAAACCCUCAGAGGAAGACGAGGACGAAGACGAGCUGGCCGAGGACAAAGAGCGAGACGCAAAAGAAAAGGCUGAGGAUUCAUCGCAGGACGCAACGCCUCGGGAAGAGAACGAUGCUAGCCAUGAAGAAGACAAGAAAGUCGCGAACCAGAGCAACGUACGAGCAUUUGCCGAGCGCUUCGGAGACAUCGUGAAAGGUCUCACCUCUCCACCAAUAGAAACGCAGGAACCUCCUCCUCCUCCUCCGCCAGCUCCGAAGAAGGAGUCGGACUGCAUCUGGGACCAGCUGAUGGCGAGUCCGCGGGAUCUGCGCAUCGGCGACAUCGACUUCACCGAUCUGGGAGACGAGGAUGACCAGGAUGUCCUGGACUCUGGGAGUUUAUACAGCUCUGGUGAUCUGCAGGCCCCGCCCCCUCCACCACCGCCCUGCCCCUUUAACCUCCCAGCCCCGCCCCCUAUGUUCGGCUGUCCUCCGCCCCCUCCCAUGUUCAGCAUCCGCGUGCCUCCGCCCCCUCCCUGCUUCUCCAGCCAGGCUCCGCCCCCUCCUCAGCAGGAGGCGGUAGCAACCUCCACUGCUUCAGAGAGAGGGAAGAAGACCAUCCGCUUGUUCUGGAGUGAAGUCCGGCCCGCCGACUGGAUCUACCGCAACCACAAGCGCAGCCAAGAGUCGCUCUGGUCCAGACUUGAACCUGUCAAAGUUGACACGGCUAAACUUGAACACCUGUUUGAGACCAAAUCCAAAGAGAUGCCCGUGACUAAGAAAACGGCAGUGGAUGGCAAGCGGCAGGAGAUCAUCAUUCUAGACUCCAAACGCAGCAACUCCAUCAACAUCGGUCUGACGGUUCUUCCCCCGCCGCGCACCAUCAAAACCGCCAUACUGAACUUUGACGAGUACGCGCUCAACAAAGAGGGCAUUGAGAAAAUCCUGACGAUGAUUCCCACGGAAGAAGAGACGCAGAAGAUCCAGGAAGCUCAGCUAGCAAAUCCUGACAUUCCGCUGGGCAGUGCUGAGCAGUUCCUGCUUACACUGUCCUCCAUCAGCGAGCUCUCAGCACGCCUGCAGCUCUGGGCCUUCAAACUCGACUAUGAAGCCACAGAGAAGGAAGUGGCUGAGCCUCUACAGGACCUGAAGGAGGGCAUGGAUCAGCUGGAGAAGAACAGAACGCUGCGCUUCAUCUUAUCGACUCUGCUGGCGAUCGGAAACUUCCUAAACGGCUCCAGCGCCAAAGGCUUCGAUCUGACGUAUCUGGAGAAGGUUCCUGAGGUGAAGGACACAGUUCAUAAGCAGUCGCUCCUGCAUCACGUCUGCAGCAUCGUGGUGGAGAACUUCCCAGACGGCACAGACCUGUACUCUGAGAUCGGCGCCGUCACACGCUCUGCUAAAGUGGACUUUGAGCAGCUGCAGGAGACUCUGACUCAGAUGGAGUGGCGCUGCAAAGCAUCAUGGGACCAUCUAAAAGUCAUCGCAAAGCACGAGAUGAAGCCGGUACUGAAGCAGAAGAUGUCGGACUUCCUGAAGGACUGCGCCGAGAGAAUCAUCAUCCUCAAAACUGUCCACCGCAGGAUCAUGAACAGGUUUCGCUCUUUUCUGCUGUUCCUGGGUCACCCGGCGUACAGCGUUCGUGAGAUCAGUGUGACUCGGUUCAGUAAACUGCUCAGUGAGUUCGCUCUGGAGUACCGCACCACACGCGAGCGCGUCCUCCAGCAGAGACAGAAGCGCGCCGAUCACAGAGAGAGAAACAAGACGCGAGGGAAGAUGAUCACAGACCUCAACACACAGACGGAUGAUGAAGAGGACAGUGAGGUGGGUCAUGUGUGUGUGAGCAGUAGCAGCAGCGCUCCUCCUGUCGCGCCGCAGACGGAGCCGCAGAGUUUGUGUCGCGCUGAAGAAGCAGCUGAACACGAGCAGAUGAAGGCAGUGCUGAAGAGCAGCCUGCAGAGAGGAGACAAUGACAGCACCGGAGCGAGGGGCCUCAGGACACGCACACGCGCCAGCAGAGGCCGCACCGCAUGGGCUGCAGCGAACGAAGAGUCUCAGUGCACGACAGAUGACGCUGCAGAUGAGAUCAUGGAGAGAAUUGUACGAUCAGCCACUCAGAGUCCCAGAGAACGAGCGCAACCCCGUGAACGCCGCCGCUCACGCGUGAACCGCAAAUCACUGAGGAGGACUCUGAAGGGUGGUCUGACCGCAGAAGAAGCUCAAGCACUGGGAUUGGACACGUCAGAGAUGCCGGUGUAAUGGGACGUCCUGUCCAAAGCACACUGACGCUGUUGCCUUCAGCAGAACUCAUCUCAAGACAACAGAAAAUCCAGCAUACCACAGUAAAAAUAUGGUUUAAUAAUGAAACGGCUGCAGAAUCUUCCACUGGUCAUAUAUACAGCAAAUCUCCGCCUCCACACUGUGUGUUUGAUUCUAAGCCACGCCCCCUCAUUACAUACACGCCUCACCAGCCAACCGCAGGCCGUCGCUGUGAUGAUAUAAAAUCCCUUUACAGUUUAGUUCAAUGAAAGUUGAAUAACACUAUCUCAGGGUUUGACUGUCGUUUCAUUUGAAUAAUUUCUAUUUAUAACUUUCAAAAAUAGAGGAACGGUGAAAUGUGGCUUUAAAUGUCCGGUCACUUGAUUCACUUUAUGUUUGCGUCGGUCAGAUCAGUGAAACUGUGCUCUGAUACUUUGGAUUAUUUAUUGUUAAAUGUACAAUAUGAAGGGACAACUGUCAACAGAUAUUAAACGUGGAUUUUCUAAAUCCUACAAUCCUAGAUGUGGUUUUCAGACAGGUAAAACUCCUUUAUAACACACACAGACUUUUGUGCAGUCCAGUUUUAUAUCUUUAACCCUCAUAAUUCAUUCAGGUCUGUUUUGACCCAGAAGAAAUAUAGAAAGAUUUCUAAACAAUGCAUAGUUUUUAGUAAGGGAACCAAACUUUGCAGAUGCUUUAAGAUCCUCAAAAUACACAUAGUUUUUUCUUUUCUAAUUUUUUACAGUUAUUCUUUCAGAGAUCUAACACGUUUCGUGUUCGGGUCAUUUUUGACCCGGGUUUGUAUGGAGCACCAUUAGUGUCACAAUUACCUUCUGUUAAAUAAUCUAUGAAGCUAUAUUAGUGUCAAAAAUUUUUUUUUAGCCUUUUCCCCAUAUCUCACAUACUUCUAGACUGAAUUUUGUUUUGGUGAACAUGAAUAUGUGGUGACUAUUAACCACUGCAGCAUGAAAAACUGACCAUUUUAAAUCCGAAAGAGAAAUAGAAAUUUCAUACAAUAUUUUCCAAUAAAAUAUCUCAUCAAUAUUGAAAAAAUACACAUACGUUUUGCAUCUUAGUUUUAUUUAUUUAUUUAUUUUUUGGUCUGAUCCAUGUGUAAUUUGGAAUGACAAAGAAUUUCUUACUUUUUUAAUAUUAAUAAUAAAGGGUUAUAUGUAGUAAUAACAUGGUAACAUUCUAAACUUUGAAUUUUUUCUACAUUCAUGAGAAAUUGCUGAUGAGAUACAAUAUGGUUUUUAGUUAAAAUAUUAAGGUUUGACUGUUUUAUGAAAUAAUGAUUCUACGUGUCCAAACAGACCCAGGAUAUGAAAAUAGUAUCAGAUUUUGAAUGCAGUGUGAGGGUUAAAUGACAUGUAUAAAUAUUUCUAGUUUUUGUCCUCUGGUUUCUAUAAGCAUCUUUUGUUUGAGAUGUGAGUGUUUUACAGCAAAUUUCGAUGUGCCUUUGCCACAGAAGGAACUACAGUAACUCACUCAUUCAUGUUUCUGAGAUCUUUAAUAGAAACCCAGAGGCCUUUAGGAUACUCUUACUUUUAUUUUCUGUCUGUCAUCAUCCUCCACGAUCUUCUGAGUUUUGUGUCGGUUCACGCUGUUAUGAGAACCAUCAUGUUGCACCCUAAUGUCCAUCAUUAUUAUUAUUAUUAUAUGGGAAAACAAGUUUUUAUAAGAUUUGUAUGAGCUCUACAACAGAUGCAUUCUGUCUCCAAAAAUGAUUCUAAAUGUACAAAAUGGUGAAAGUAUUUUUGACGAUGAACAAGUCUGUAAAUGUUAAUGCCCUUUUGUUUUCUUUUGUAAUUUCUGUAGAUCGUUUUUUCUGUACAUGUUAAUUUAAGGAAGACAACUGAAGCCAUAAAUGCCUUUUAUUUCAGAACACGGAACUCGCGUGAUCCACUCGUCUGUUUUUAUCUGCUGAAACAUCAGUAAUGUUUAGUUCGUUUCUUGAGCACAUGGAAUCUGAACUCAUUUUGCAGAAUUGAAGGCCUUGUAUUGUAACAUUUUUCACAUUGAUCUGCAUGUGUCACACCCUGCAAUAAAACCCUUUCUGAAAUAAGA
Messenger RNA from Cyprinus carpio (common carp), 5361 nucleotides. Its product is annotated as FH1/FH2 domain-containing protein 3-like. Gene Ontology annotation, cellular component: cytoskeleton; cytoplasm. NCBI's taxonomy places the organism in Eukaryota, Metazoa, Chordata, Actinopteri, Cypriniformes, Cyprinidae. The transcript has 18 exons. The record is from RefSeq and is a predicted model, not a curated record. Gene Ontology annotation, molecular function: actin filament binding. Gene Ontology annotation, biological process: cardiac myofibril assembly; sarcomere organization; cortical actin cytoskeleton organization.